ACGUCUGUGCGAAGCCCUGCCUUUGUGCGGCUUGGACGUGCAACGUCAGGAUUGACGGAACUGACAUGGGGUGCUAGCCAAUGCUUUCUCUAUUUGAUAAGUACGGGUGAUGCAUCAAGUUUGUAAAAAGCCUGCUCCAAGCCGGCGGGCCGUAUGCUCAGGUAUUCUGGGCGGUAUAUGUCACAUUAUUGACUUUGAGGGAGCAUGCAAUACAGCAUACCUCUUCUGACGUCAUCAUAAACUAAGCAAGACAAGUGUUCUCCUAAGCAAGGGUGGAAACCACUUUGUCGCAAACCCAAUACCAGCAUGGCUGAAGAAGGGGACAUAGCAGUGAGUCAUGAUGAGCAAUUGAGCCAAAAGCUUGGGGGAAACUCUGGGCACAUUGCGGCGCUCAUCGUGCAAAGGGCGUUUCUGAGCAGCAGGCUGCGCAAAGCAAGGGCAGAGAGACUAGGUGUGGAGGCCAUCGCAGAGCGACUGGUCAGGGCAGAUGCUGACCUGCCUCGCAGUUAUGGUUCCAGACGUGGCCUUCAGCUCACAAACCAGCUGUUGAGCAACUCGGAUCGGGCACACGGUGUGUCAAAGAGGGCCCAUGGUCCUCCUGGCAGCGCAUGGGGGACCCUUCUGAUGCAGUCCCAGACAAGAAGAGUCCUGUUCAAGCGACCUGGCAAAAUGACCGACAGCCGGCACCUAGACGCUGCGCAAAUCUGCCGAAGACUCCAGACAGUGGCGGGGCCUCAGCUAGAAACCUGUCAAGCGGAAGAAGUGGUGGACUCUCCCAGACUUGCAGAUUCUCCCCCCACCCCCACUUCCGAUAGCCGCUUCUCUCGGGCCUCUGCCGCUCACCAGCUGACCCCCUACCGGCCCCGUAGGAGUUCCCGCACCCCACCUUCUCUCUUGCAAACUCAAACACAGCCCCAGGAAACUGCUGAAACCGAUACCGUCGACGUAGUCAGGCCCGAACUGCCAUCAGCUGAGGGGUACGAAGAAGAAGUUGCUUUAGAGAGAGGCGAUUCUGCAGUUGCACAGGCUUCCCCAGCGAUUACAAUACGUCACAGACCGGAGAGCAGCUCCACGGACCGCUGCUCGUUAAAUCCCCGGGGUGCUGCUGAGGACCCCGCCUCAGCAACAGCACCGCACGCAGCGCCUCCUUCAGACGUGUUUGAGUCACCCACACGUUACACGACCUCAGUCGAAGACGCUGCGCCUCCAAGUGAAAGCCGUCUUCCCGCUCCGGCGGACUCUGGCAGCCCCCGCGUAGGUCUUCAAGGUCAAAGUAGUUCAGUUUUUGGGUUGUCGCCGUUCCCUGGAGGCACCCCCCCCCCUCCGUCCAAGCUGGUGGCAAAGGCGGCCAAGGAGAUGGACGCGUGGAGGGGGGAGGUGCAGCAGAUGCGGGCAGAGCUGUCAAAGACGUACAGGUCCAUCUGCAAGCUGCAGUCCAUCCUGUGGGAGUCCCCCUCCGCCCGCCGCCUCAUCUCCCCCGCCACCCUGCGUCAGAAACGUUCUCCCUACCGAGCGCUUCACCAUGCCAAACUGCCCCCCAGCCCCCUCUCUCGAAACACCCUACCCCAACACGGAACAAGUGCUAGUCUUGAGCCAGCAGUCGGCUCCCUCAGCUUGCACAGCAAGCUAGACGCAAGAGAUCUGAAGCUCAGACCGGAAGAAGAAAGCAUCAGGGGAAGCGAGUUGGGUAAAAUCAUGCAUGAGCGGUUGCACAGCGGGGCAAACGGUGCAGAAGUCCCGAGCGGCGAAGCCGUUGGAGAUGGGGCAUCCAAGCGGGCGGGGCUGGUCCCGGGUGUGUUUUACCUAGGCACCGCAGAUGGGGGUGUGCCGGCGGCCAGAUCGCUGGACAUGGGCGGUGCGAACAGGGCCGUUCCCGACCCGGGGGUGUCCGAAGGGGAGGCGCCGGACCAGGGUUCUUCGGACACUGGGGUUUCGGACAGGGAGCUUCCUGCCCAGCGGAGGCUCUUCGAGACGGCUGCUUCUGUUCUGGGGGGUCGAAACGGAGGGCCUGCCGGCCCCCAAGAAAGUGAGGGAGAGCCACACGGGAGGAAAGACCCGUCUGGAAAAGCAGGCCCACGUGUGUACGACUUCGCGAGCUGGGACGAAGACGCAACUAGCGGCGGGAGAAAGAACCAAGGGACACGUGUCGGCAGGGGACAGGCGCCUGGGCAGGGCGCUCCUCUGGGGAUCCUGGGCUUCUUGCAGGGGUUGUUCAGUCCCGUUGGAGCCGCCAAGAAGGGGCGAGAAUUUGAGGAAGCAACUAGUGUGGGCGGAGGGGAGGAUGAGGGGGCUUUCUGGGGGUCGGGGUCGGACGAAGAAACGGGAAAUGGGGGGCGGAAUGCGAGUGCGAGCGGUCGGACAGACCACGCAGCGGCAGCAGAGCCAGACACGUGGCACGAUGCCUCUGACGAGGUCCUCUUCGAGCACACGCCCACCGCCAACUCACCGAGCUGCAGUCCCCGGCUCUCGAAAACGCCCCCUGCAGAGGAACGGGCUACUCGGCCUCCCAAUUCUCCCACCAGCAGCCCUUCUCGACGACGGCGAACGGCCGUGCGAUCGCCCGUCCGAUCGAUCGCGGCCGUCCAUCUGCCCCCCCUCACGGCCAGCUACUCGACCACCCCCCCGGCGCUCGCUCCGCCGGCGCCACUCGUUUUCAGCCCCCCGAGAGCGCCCCCUCAGAGCAGCCAAAGUAGAAACCGGGUCCUGGUGGACCGUUCCCACAACGAGAGCGACGAACCGGUUCUGCUAUCGAAGCCGGAGGCCUGGGCAGCGCCUCCGACGCCCUUUCGGGUCGACUCAGAGAACGUGCCCGGAAACGUGGGCUUGUCGAAGGAGUCUAAAAGCAGAAUCAAGCGCGCGGACGGUUCACGGUCCGUGGCCGAGCGAGGCCUCCUUUCUAGUUUCUACCGCGCAGGGGUGGGAAGCCGGCCGCUUCCUCCGGUCACGCGUGACGUUCCCUCCCAGAAAGCAAGCACCGCGCAUUCAAGACCGGGGCUUAAUUUCGCAGCGGAAACUCGGGCUGCGGCGCGGAAUGAAUCGACGCCCGUCAAUGGGCAGGUGAUUGGGGAGGCUGCUCUAGAAGAAGGGCGCCACGUGAAGUGGUGGGACGCGGUCGAGGAAGAAGACAAGGAGAACGGGGUCGCCGGGAAGAAGCCCAAGGAGCGGAGCCCCCGGUACAGCCCCAAGCACAUGUCGGCGACACCCUCCAAGUCGAUUCUCAAGCAGGGUGUCCCCGUUGGGCCUCGCUCUCUCGCACACGCUCGCGACAUACGGCUGCGCAAGUUGCAGGCGCAAGCGGCCCUUGCACCGAAACUCACAGGGAGGGCUUUGAGGAUCAAAGGAAGAUACAUCUGAGGAGAUCCGUGUGGGGACUUCGAAUCCAAACGUACAGUGACCUCCCCGGUAUUUUCGACGUCGCGUCCCAAAGUACACCGUUUAGGACCAAGCGUCCACCAAGAUCGAAGGCACAUUUGGUACGGCGGUUUUGAUUGAAUGGCCGGCCUUCACACAUGCGGCUCCGCAGCCUGGCCGGGUUGGUUGCUGCUAGCUCGACAAUGUACCUAUUUCGACCCGCGCUCUAGUACAAGGGAAGAAGACUCGGCUAUGUAGCGCUGCAUUCUGCUAAGUCUCGCCAAGGGCAUUACUGCCAGCCUGACCACCGUCCCGCCAGCAGCCUGUCUCGUGCUUAGAAAAUUGAG
Messenger RNA from Klebsormidium nitens, 3698 nucleotides. Lineage: Eukaryota; Viridiplantae; Streptophyta; Klebsormidiophyceae; Klebsormidiales; Klebsormidiaceae. The record is from the annotation of a GenBank genome assembly.